AUGAUUCCUUCCAAGCGAACCCUCCAGGGCCUGGAGCAAUCCAAGAAAAAGCGAGUUUGCCGCCCUGCACCACUGAACCUCAAAUGCCCACCCAUGCCAACUCAUCUGGCCAAUGGCGAUAACCUGUCUCCCUUCCUGAUCGAGAAUGGUCAACCAUCGCCAAUUCCCGCCAAGCUGUUCAGCACCGUGGUGAAGAUCAACGAAGCCAACACCAAUGGACCAUCCACCACGCUCACCCCACUCGCCAAUGGCGAUGCUCUCUCUCCCCACCUGGUCCAAGAAAAUGGCCAGCCCUCGCCCAUCCCGCGCACCCUCUUCAACCAAUCUCUGAAUAUCAGCGAGCCAUCCGAGGCCGCUGCCCAGGGCCCAUUCCCUUUCUCCGGCACAGGCAACACCCAGCCAGCCGAGUUCAACCCCCGUCUCUCCACCCCCAACAAUGGGGCAUCGGGCAUGGUCAAUGUCAACUGGCCCUUGCCAUACACUCGCACCGUUGGCCCAGUCAACGAAGACGGCUACGCCGUAGUCACCCAAACAUGGUAUGACUACAGUGCGGUGACCGAAAGUACCGCGACGGACUCGGGAAGUCCUCGCUCCUUCCGAUUCACCCCUUGGUCCCUUCCUCCCCCCCGUGUCCGCACCCGUGUCCAGUACUUCGGCCGGCCUGAUGGCGCAGCCCGCCGGAAGCCUCGCUUCACCAUGGGGUUCCGCAGGGGCUGCCCUCAGUGCCGGCACCAGGUGCCUGGACACUCUAACCAUCUCAUCUUCCGUUGA
Messenger RNA from Penicillium concentricum, 771 nucleotides. RefSeq lists its product as uncharacterized. Bases 1 to 771 code for a protein of 256 amino acids. The transcript is spliced from 2 exons. NCBI's taxonomy places the organism in Eukaryota, Fungi, Ascomycota, Eurotiomycetes, Eurotiales, Aspergillaceae. The record is from RefSeq and is a predicted model, not a curated record.